This is a messenger RNA of Diceros bicornis minor, 3069 nucleotides long. RefSeq names its product zinc finger matrin-type 4 (gene ZMAT4). Gene Ontology annotation, molecular function: nucleic acid binding; zinc ion binding. The record is from RefSeq and is a predicted model, not a curated record. The transcript is spliced from 9 exons. The coding region runs from base 365 to 1054 and encodes 229 amino acids. Lineage: Eukaryota; Metazoa; Chordata; Mammalia; Perissodactyla; Rhinocerotidae.
AUCCUCAGCGUGCUCCAUCCCGACAGCAUCAUUCCACGGCUCGGCAGAGCAGCGAGCCUCCGGGCACCAGCCCCUCUGCUCCGCGGAAAAGGGAGGACAACGGCAGGCAGACGAACGUGGUGGACAAGGGCAGAAGAGGAGCUGUGAGGAGAAGGAAUUUCUAAUGAGGGGAGUUUGCUGGUACCUUGAAAACUGAGGAUCCAGAGGGAAGAGAAAAAUCGCCACCUGAUCUCAAUGCCAAGGCAGCACCCAGUGACGGAGGGUCUGUUCUGCCCGAGACCUUGUACUAAGGAGACUUCAGGGAGCUUAUGAUCUGCUAGAUGGCAAAAGACAAAAAGCAACUAUUUCAAAGUAUAAAGACCUGAUGAAGUCCUCCGAUAUCGAUCAGGAUUUAUUUACAGACAGUUACUGCAAGGUGUGCAGUGCACAACUGAUAUCCGGAUCUCAGCGCGUGGCCCACUACGAGAGUCGAAAACAUGCAAGCAAAGUCCGAUUGUAUUACAUGCUUCACCCAAGGGACGGUGGGUGUCCUGCCAAGAGGCUCCGGUCAGAAAAUGGAAGCGAUGCUGAUAUGGUGGAUAAGAACAAAUGUUGCACACUCUGUAACAUGUCUUUUACCUCAGCGGUGGUGGCUGACUCACAUUAUCAAGGCAAAAUCCAUGCCAAAAGGUUAAAACUGUUGCUAGGAGAGACGACGCCAUUAAAGCCCACAGCAACACCCCUGAGUUCACUCACGCCGCCGAGGGUGGACACUGCUCCAGUGGUCGCGUCUCCCUAUCAAAGAAGAGAUUCAGACAGAUACUGUGGGCUCUGUGCAGCCUGGUUUAAUAAUCCUCUGAUGGCCCAGCAACAUUACGAUGGCAAGAAACACAAAAAGAAUGCGGCGCGAGUUGCUUUAUUAGAACAACUUGGGACGACUCUGGACAUGGGGGAGCUAAGAGGUCUGAGGCGCAAUUACAGAUGUACCAUCUGCAGUGUCUCUCUAAACUCAAUAGAACAGUAUCAUGCCCACCUGAAAGGAUCGAAACACCAGACCAACCUGAAGAAUAAGUAGUGAAAACAUCAAUCAAGAAAUUAGAAAAAAAUGUCAGAAUUUCUCUGCCGUGGAGAACUACUUAUCAACCACCAAAGGAGGAUUCUUUCUUGAACAAUGAACAUUUCUUAUGAGGAUUCACAGAUUAACAUAUGACUAAUCUUAGUUUUGAAGAGUGAAUGAGCUUUCUUUCUUUUUUUAAUUUUGUGGUAAGUUAUGAUAUUUGGAUGGAUUUUUAAAUUCUUUCCUGAUAAUAUAUUUAGCACAUGUUCUGAAUUGUAAUCCUAUAGCAAACAGUGGGAGCAUCAUUCAACCUUAAAGAUAGUGGAAAAAUCUAAAUUUCCAAUUUAUUCUAGAUUUCUUCAACAUAUACUUAUUCUAUUAAAUCCUUGAUAUUUGAGAUGUAAACCACUUCUAUCAAGAAAUAAACAUUAUUUUUUCAUUAUAUUGAACCUGAUUGGUGGCAACAUGCACAGAACCAGAACGAAUCACUAUUCGCAGAAGAUAUAUAAUGGACACAGACACUCGUCCUUCUCAUUUCACCUUCAAAAAUGUGAGCGAGGUUUGCCAUCUGAACAAGGAGCAUGAAGAGGGUGAAUAAAGGAAGAAUCCUCCUCCUUUUUUUCUGAUCAUUCAAAGAACAGUUUCUCAAGGUUAAGCCAAGUCCUCUUUGCAAGCUGCCUAAAUAAUUGCUUAGGAAAAGAAUUAGUUUGCCUGCAUGAUGAUCCUUUUAGGCAAAAAUGUCUUAGCAGCAGUUGACCUUGAUGAAAUGUUUUCCCAAAGGCAUCCAAAAGAAGAAUUAUAAACCCCAGAAUGAGAGAGAAAGAAAUGAAUAUUUCUUAUGAAGUUGGCCUGAAUUGUGAGCUUUAAUGUGGGGUACUGACGAAUGGAAAGAAGUGAGUCAAUUCUGAAGAAAUGACAGCCUUGGGUAUGGUGAGGAAUUGCUAUUUCUCUGUUUCUCACUGGAGUCCUCUUGCUGAGCCAAGAUUCAGUCACUUCGGAAAGAACACCACUGGCCAAUAUGGCAGACUGGAAAACUGUUGCUCUCUGAUGGGGCACGUCUCUGAGUGUAACUCAUAAAGCUCUUUCUCUGGGUUUAAUUCUCCGUCGUGGCUGGAUCUGGUGUCCUGCAGACGGGCUGCAAAGCUGGAUAUUUACCUUCUAUUCAUGAUGCUGCUCAGUGCUCUGGCUGGGGUUGCCUUUUGUGCGUUGUGACCACAGGCAGUUGAUCUCCUGGUGUCAGGAUUUUCUGGAUGUCUGUUGUUUUUCCAGAGAGAGCUAAGGUGGUUACAACUCAGCAAUAAAUGAAAUGACUUAGAAAUGCACAGUGUUGUUAUUCAGGUGUUUGAAAUUUGGCACCAUUCCCAUGAGGAGGGCCCGCUCAGGAGGGACCAGGGUUGCCCAUUUCUGUGCCUGCAGAAGCACAGAGAGAAGCAGCCACACCAGCCACGUGCUGUCCCGUGGGAAGGAAGAAGGGUUUGAUGGGAAGCAAUCUAUUUUGCUAUUUUUGAAAGCACACAACUGAGCUACAAACCUCCAUUGAUGAACUUUUCUUCGAUUGUGUAAAAUAAGGCUUUAUUUGUCAAUUCUGCUGUAAAAUAAGCACUAUCCAAGUAAAAAGAAAGAAGAAAAAUGUCCUUGUUUCUGUUUGUGUUUAGUGAGCACAUACUCUCAAGUGUUUCUUGUUUUUUUUUUAAUAACCUGAUAUAGACGAGCCUAUGAACAUAGAUCUCUUUUGCUUUACAGAGAAGCUACACCAAACCCUGUACAGAGAAGCUUCCAGAUACAAUAAUCAGAUUAUUUCAGAAUUCCGCAUCUAAAUACCAUUACCUCUUGGCAAUCUGUCAAGUGAAAGUGAACACCCUGCCAGAGGUUUUCUUUGUUUGUUUCCAAAUUUCUUUCUUUAUUUUUGCCCAUGCAGAUAAAUGAAAGUAUCAUUCCAGUGUACUUGGAGGUGACAUAGUCAGCUUUAAACAAGAAGAACCUAUGAAUCUUAUUGAUAUUAGGAAGUCUUAAAUGGAAACAUCCCUGCUUGG